This is a messenger RNA of Fusarium odoratissimum NRRL 54006, 3687 nucleotides long. RefSeq lists its product as uncharacterized. Gene Ontology annotation, biological process: fungal-type cell wall biogenesis; transmembrane transport. The transcript is spliced from 2 exons. The record is from RefSeq and is a predicted model, not a curated record. The coding region runs from base 984 to 3287 and encodes 767 amino acids. NCBI's taxonomy places the organism in Eukaryota, Fungi, Ascomycota, Sordariomycetes, Hypocreales, Nectriaceae.
CUAAAGAGUUGGAGAGACUCCUGGCGUGAGGCUCUGUAGAGCACUUUCUCCCCCAAUACCAUUUGGAAGCUGUGGUCCAGGGCGUCGCUUCAACCUCGUCACCCCCUUCUUGUCCACUCCAAACCUUGCGUCUCCUUGGCUUCCUUGCUCGUCUCGUCCAUCCUUUCUCCUCUUGGGGCUUUCUCCUCUUUUUCUGCUCGCAUCUUUGCCUUUUACUGUACUCGUCUCCCUGUUGACUUUGAUCUAUUCCUUCCCUCUUCUCCCUCUUCCUACUCUCAUCGUCUCAUAUCUCUUUAUUUGUUGCAUUAUAAUCUUGAAUAAACAAGAAGCGUCUCUGUUUUUCUUUCCAGCUCUCUCACACUCUCUGUUGUUUUGUCAACUAUCUGAUUUUGCCGUCCGUACAAGGACAUGCUGCUUCCUUUGCGGCAUUGUCGACUACUAGCCUCUCAUUUCAGCGUCACAUAGACAGAAAACACCAAACCAACUACACACAGCCACCAAAAUUAGACUCGACGACGACCUCAUCACGUCUCCCAAAAAGACUCUGGUCUCGCGAUACGAAACACCCUCGAACGACUUUAACGCCGGCACGUUGGACAUUCACGGGUUUUCAGGCAAUUCGUUGCCCCUUAUCUUCUCUUCUUUCCAGGUUGAUCCUCGGCCUACUUCUGUGCGCGUGCUUGCACUGCUUUGCCGACACCUUUGAGAUAUCUUUUUGAUCUCGGACAUUCAUUGCUCUCUUUCCAAAUUGUUUUUCUAUCCUCAUAUUUCAUUCAUCGUCUCUUGAUACCAUUCCUUAGUCUUCUUCCGUCAAACGAAUUCCAACUAUUCCUCGAUCUUUCCUACUCUAUAUCCCAUCCUUUGGAUAUAUCGACAUACCUAUCACGACAGAAACUUCCUCAAGCCAUUUCCUCGGUCAGUUCCGAACGAGCCACGAAUUUCCCGUAUUUCUGUAGUAUCAUCUUGCACGACAUACACUCAAUAUGACCCGAGUUCACUCUAACUGGAGUGCCUGGAAGGUGGCUGUAACGGCCGCGACCCUCGUCACCGGGGUUCUUGGUGACAACAUUCUCAAGACAUCUGGUGUUGCUGAUUGCGGUUCAGAGCCCGGUAUCAGCAUUGACAAGUUGGACAUCAGUUACGACAACGACAAACAAACUGUCACUUUCGAUGUUGCGGGUACCAGUGACAAGCAGCGAAAUGUCUCUGCCAUCCUCGAAGUCAACGCAUAUGGCCGCAAGGUCUACGAGAAUUCAAUCAACCCCUGCAGUAAAGACACUCCCAUCCCCCAGCUCUGCCCUCUCCCCAACAAGCAUUUCGCUGCCGCUGGAAAUCAAAAGAUAGACUCGGAGUGGGCCAACAAAGUUCCUUCUAUUGCUUUCCAGGUCCCUGAUAUCUCAGCUCAAGCAACUCUCCGACUCGUGUCAGUCGACAAUCCCGAAGAGCAGGUUGCGUGUUUCCAGGCUCAAGUCGGCAAUGGAAAGACUGCCUCCGUUCCCGCUGUCACUUAUCUCUCUGUCGGUGUUGUUGGUGCUGCCCUUCUCGUCUCGGGUGCAUCCGCAGCUUCAUCCGCCCUUAGUGGUACUGCAGGCGCUGGACAUGGUGGUGCUCCUAGUCCAAGCUUUGCCGAGACUCUCGGAUGGUUCCAGGGCAUGGCCAUGAACGGCAUGCUUUCGGUCGACUACCCCCCUGUGUACCGCAGCUUUGCCAAGAACUUCGGCUUCUCAGCCGGUAUCAUCCCAUGGGAGUCUUUGCAGAAGUCUAUCGAUAACUUCCGUAACAUGACCGGAGGUGAUCUUACCAACGACAGCUUCGAGGUGCUCAGAAAUGCUACCCUGGUCUUCUCCGAUAACUCUACCAGCUCUCCCGAGGACCACUCGUAUAAAGUUAAGCGUGCUUUCAACACCUUCGAGUCCUUGGCCAACCUCGCCAUCCGUGGCGUUGAGACUUCAGUGGGCGAUACGUCAGAGAGUGAAGGUGGGCAAAGCCUCAAGAACCAGACCCUCUCAGUUUCUGGAAUCUCGGCCUACAUUCAGCAGUAUAGUGUUCCCAAGUCCAACACUUUCAUGAUGGUUCUGCUCGUUGUCGCCAUCAUCAUCGCGACCAUCAUUGUCAGCAUUCUUCUCGUCAAGGCUAUCCUCGAAUUCUGGGCUCUGUUUGGCAGCUUUCCGCAAUCUUUGGCUGGUUUCCGUGAACAUUACUGGGGGUCCAUUGCCCGUACCAUCACCCAUCUAAUCCUCGUCCUCUACGGUAUCUGGGUAUUGUAUUGUGUGUUCCAGUUUACAGUGGGCGACUCGUGGGCCGCACAGCUAUUAGCUGGUGUCACGCUCGCAAUCUUUACAGCCAUUCUUGGUUGGUUCACGUGGAAAAUCUUCAGCACAGUCAGGAAACUGAAGAGCACUGAGGGCAACGCUGAUGCCUUGUACAACGACAAGGAAAUUUGGGUCAAGUACUCUCUUUUCUAUGAAUCCUAUAAGAAAGAUUACUGGUGGAUCUUCAUCCCCACCAUUGUCUAUCUCUUUGCCAAGGGGUGCACUCUCGCUGUCGGCGAUGGUAAUGGCAUGGCUCAGACCAUUGCCCAGCUUGUUGUUGAGUCCAUUUUCCUGUGCCUCCUCGUCUGGACUCGACCCUUCGAGCGAAAAUCCAGCAACAUCAUUGGUAUCGCCAUUCAGACUGUUCGAGUCCUGUCUGUUGCUCUCAUUCUUGUCUUUGUUCAUGAGCUCAAGAUCCCCCAGGACAGCAAGACAAUCGCUGGUGUAGUCCUCAUUGCAGUCCAGUCUGCUUUGACUGGUCUCUUGGUUAUCCUCAUCAUUUGGAACGCGAUCAACGUUCUCGUCAAGGAGAACCCACACCGCAAGCGAAGAAAGGAGAUGGAGAAAGCCAAGCGUGAUAUGGACACUCUCACCCCUCUGGAUGCCCGCAACUCUCUGCUCCUUGAUCGCAAGGACAACAACAACAUCUCCAUGUUCGCCAUGCCUGCUCCUCAAGAAAAGGGCUCGGGCCGAUCUAUGUCCCCUGACCAAUACAGGGACGCUGAGUCAGGAUAUCAACAACCACCACCAAACUACCUGUCUUCGAGCCCCCCAAUGCAACGAAACCUUACCAACAUGGAGCACAACAACGACUCUCAGUAUCUGAUGGACAACGCCGCACCUGUAGCGUGGACCAACCGAGACCCAAGUCCAGUGGGCAUGGGAAGAUACGACUCUGGGGAUACCGGCUACAGCCCUCUCAACAAGCAACAAACAUAUGGGUAUGGAAAUGGAGGCGGUUAUAGAGGGUUUUGAGGAACAGCUGGCAACAGUUGAGUCUCACUGUCCAUAAUGCGAUUUACCUAGCAUAUUUGGAUAUGCUUGUACAGCUAACGCCAUCUGGCUCUUAUCUAUUCGAUACGAUUUUUGGCUGCUUGUACCAAAAAAAGAUUAUCAAAGUCUGGGUAUCUCUCACUUACAUUUUGGAGACGGAGUACGGAAGUACUCGAGGUUUACAGCGAAAGACUUUGUUUACUACGGAAGCGCAUCAAAUCAUUCAUUUUUGUCAAUAGAACCUUUUAACUAUGCAAACAACACUCUCAAUUGUAUCUUUCGUAAAUUUGAUGCAACAUAACACGGCUUUCCCCUACAUCCUUCACUACUCUCCAUGCGUGAGCAGGUAAGAGUUGGAUAUCGCCUUGAAGCUGAACUGCCC